AUAUGCUCUCUCAAAAUGGCGUCCUGCUGUAUGCGGCUUCAGCGUGCUCUGCCUCUGCGUUCUAAUCCAUUUGGUCUUUGCCCGGGUCCCGUUCUUCUCACCUCUUCCCUCAAACCCGAUGGGAAACUUCUGCCAGCUUGCACUUCCUAUGUGCCAUGUCGAUUUGUGUUUGGACCCCAACCUCUGGGGUUGAACAUGUAUCUCCAAGCACGGGACCGAACAAACCGUCAAUUUGGAAACAUGACAGAUAAGUUCCGACAACGAAUGUCAGAAUUUGUUGCGGCCAGUGAACAGAACAUGAUCUUCACAGAAGACCUUAAGAACAUGCUCUAUCUGGCUGAGGAUAGGCCAACUGACAUGGAAUUGAUCUCAAAAAUGAUGAAAAGGUUUAAUGAACAAAACAAGUCCUUGCGUUUUGGUGGCUUUGUCUUCGGUCCAGUGGUGAUGCGUAUGUACCAUCACCUCGGCCAUGCUGAUGAAGCCCUUCAGGCCCUGAAAGAUCCAUCACUGUCAGGUUUCUUUGACCAGGUCACAUCCUACUUUGUGGCCAUGGACCUCCUUUAUAAGAAGGGGCGCUAUCAGGAGGUUCUGGAGGUUUUUGAUCUGUUGCUUCAGCAACAGUUUCAAGGUGCUAAAUUUCCUCGAAACCCUGUGGUUUUGGCCUUUGCUGCCUGCUACAAACUGAACAGUCCAGACAGCAUGGAGUAUGCAAGUAAGCUGUUCCAGGCAGCAAAGGAGGCUGGGUCAACAAUCAUGCGAAAGGGAAUCGCAUUUGCAGCUGCACUAGCCAUCAACCAGGGCCAACCCCGGGUUGCCCUGGAGAUGCUCACCAACACCAUCCAGCAGAACUAUGUCACUGUGCGGAAUCUUAAGGAACAUUAUCCACCACCGGGACUCACUUCACCCGUCUGGUCUUCUACGGUACAGACAAUAGGCUUUACAGAACCUCGAGCUGCAAGGACGUGUCUCUUCUACGAGGAAGUGGCUCGAUUGGAGCGAGCAGUGGAGAAUCGAGAGAAUGCUGAGUUGAAAGCUGAGUUUGAUCGCCUCAAACAGGGCCUUCAGGACACUGGAAACUAUUCUCAAGAGGAACUGGAAAGCUUGAUCACUGCUCCCAUCCUUGAGAGCAAUCCGCCCAUGCGCCAGGGAGUGCCUGGAAUGGGACCUCGAUCCGGAGGAGGCGGGUUUGGACGUCAGACGGAUUUCGCUGGCGGACGUAGGAGGCAGUUUGGCAUGGGAGGAGGUGGAGGCGGACAAUAUGGCGGGGGAGGUGAAGAUGGAGGUGGACGAUUCGAUGGAGGUGGACGGUUCGAUGGAGGUGGACGGUUCGGCGGGGGUGGCGGACGAUUCGAUGGAGGAGGUGGCUUCCGACCUCAGAGGUUUUGA
Darwinula stevensoni is the source of this 1386-nucleotide messenger RNA. The record is from the annotation of a GenBank genome assembly. Lineage: Eukaryota; Metazoa; Arthropoda; Ostracoda; Podocopida; Darwinulidae.